AUUUUAUUUUAAUUGAGAUUUACCUUACUUUUACUUUAAAACUUAAGUUACUGCUUUGAUUUGCAACCUCUACCUCGCUGUCAGUGAGCAUACGGUAAACAGUCUUUCAUUCAACAACAGGAAGCUGCUCGUUUGUGGUGAUGCCAUUUAAAAUUGUGCAGACAUUCGUGGACGGCGACCAGUGCCUCAGUGUCGUACCAUCCGGCUGGGAGUGUGAUGGAAUUCUCUACUGGCCAAACACCGCCAACAACGCCAAACUGAUUCGAAAUCAAUAUUCCAUACCGACGAUCAAAUGGUAGCAAAUUCCAUGCACUAAGAAGCGUGAAUUUCAAACAAAAGCUGAAGCAGAUGUCGAGCUUGCAAAAAUGGAAGCUUAUUCGGACACAGAAACGGAGGAGUACAUAAACAAUUCCUCUUCGCUUACUAUGAAGGAGCCUCGACGGCAGAUCACACCGAUUAAUGUUGACCAAAAAUGUAUCCGUAAGGAUUUUAAUCAGUUCGUUCCUUCCGAUUCUGCACUGCAAAACGCAUUUCUGCAGCCAAAUUUAGUCAAUCAGAAUCAAGAUGAAUCGCGAAAGCAAACGGAAUCAUUACUGACUGAUGAUGUUUUCGAGAAUGUAGUGUAUGCGAACCAAGAUUCCAAUGACGGAACAAUCGUAAUCCAAUCGAUCAGUCAGCCAUCACCAAACGACACUGGUGCCAAUCAAGCUGUCAUCAUUGAAAGUUUGGCGAAUAUCGUCGUCAGCCUUGCCCAGGUGAAAACUGGUUUGGAUUUUCUUAACACCAAAGUGGAGAAAAUUGAAUCUCUUUUAGAGUUUCGAGACAACGUUUCGCUUAUUACUACUGACGAAAAUUUCAAGCCAGUGGAUUCAAAAGAAACGCUGGAUGCUUUAGAAGCGAGCUUGGAUAACGAAAAAGUAAUGGCUAACUAUAUUAAAAAUAUGACUUACAUCUGUGGUUCAACUGGCAAGGAAAAUGGCCUCGAUUGAUGCUAUCUUUUAAUCGACCUGGUAAUGACACGGCAAUUUUUGACGCAGUGCUCUUGGACGGGAAUGUCCAGAGAUCAUACACCAUCGGAACAUACCGGAUCAGCGGAGUCUCAAAUGAAAGUUCCUUUUAUGGUUUACACUAAAGUGCGUAAACUGUUUCUAAGGCUCAUCUUGCAAGCUGACAGCGCGUUUACUUCAGUUAUG
Molecule: messenger RNA, 1193 nt
Organism: Wyeomyia smithii (pitcher-plant mosquito)
Lineage: Eukaryota; Metazoa; Arthropoda; Insecta; Diptera; Culicidae
Exons: 3
Coding region: 366-989 (207 amino acids)
Source: RefSeq, a predicted model, not a curated record